Messenger RNA from Anopheles merus, 2872 nucleotides. Its product is annotated as chromatin modification-related protein eaf-1-like. The record is from RefSeq and is a predicted model, not a curated record. The transcript is spliced from 2 exons. Bases 29 to 2098 code for a protein of 689 amino acids. NCBI's taxonomy places the organism in Eukaryota, Metazoa, Arthropoda, Insecta, Diptera, Culicidae.
CUCUCCGUCCAUCCAUAAGUGUAUCGAAAUGAAGUUUACGAUACUGGUGGCAUCGGUGGCUGUCGUCAUCACGGCAACACUGGCGCUGGAGUUCGAAAGCAGGAAGCUGCACCCGGACGCUGGCGUGCACGAUGACGGAGGGCUGUCGAUGCUGGAGCAAACGCCGGCCGAAGACCGCCAGUGGCAGGCGGUGAAGAAGCACGAGAAGCGCCAGACGGGCAAAAAGAUCCACAUCUUUCUCGGCAAGCCGAAGGGCAAAAAGUCCAAGAAGCAUGCCGCCGGUGCCGACGGUGAGCCGGAAACGCAGACACGCAAAACGCCCGAGCUGACGACCCGCUCGGACAAGGGCGUGAUCGACACGACGUCGGACGCGCCGGAUGCGGCGGUGGGCGAAAGCCAACACUACGACAUCGGCGAGCAUAACAUCGUGAAGGAGAAGAUCAAGAUCAAGCACCAUCACCAUCACCAUCAUCACAAUCACGUCAAGACGGUGGUCAAGAAGGAACCCUACCCGGUGGAAAAGGUCGUCCAGGUGCCGGUCGAGAAGAUUGUGCACGUGCCGAAGCCCUACCCGGUGGAGAAGAUCGUCGAGAAGGUGGUGCACGUGCCGGUGGAGAAGAUCGUGCACGUUCCGAAACCGUACCCGGUGGAGAAGAUCGUCGAGAAGGUGGUGCACGUGCCGAAGCCCUAUCCGGUGGAGAAGAUCGUCGAGAAGCCGAUUCACGUGCCGAAACCGUACCCGGUGGAGGUGAAGGUACCGUACCCGGUCGAGAAGAUCGUACACGUGGACAAACCCUAUCCGGUGGAGAAGAUCGUCGAGAAGGUGGUGCACGUACCGAAACCCUAUCCAGUGUACAAACAGGUGCAGGUCCCCGUCCCUGUUGAGGUGAAGGUCCCGUACGAAGUUCCGAAGCCCGUACCCUACCCGGUGGAGAAGAAGGUCCCGUAUCCGGUCGAGGUGAAGGUCCCGGUUGAGGUCGAGAAGAAGGUCCCGGUGCCGGUUAAGGUGGAGGUGGAAAAGAAGGUCCCCUAUCCGGUGAAAGUGUACGUGCCGCAGCCCUACCCGGUGGAGAAGAAGGUCCCCUACCCGGUGCCGGUGAAGUCGGGCUCCUUCCCGUUCCCCUUCGACAAGGACAUUUCGAGCAGCUACGCGAACAGCUACGCGAACAGCUACUCGAACAGCUACUCCAACACGAAGCUGCAUCCGUUCGAGUCGCAGCACCACGAAGAGUACGCCGGCUCGGAUGAUAGCUACCGGCGCACCACCAAGACCGGCUACAAGAAGGGCAAGGGCAAGAAGUCGAAAAAGACGGAACAGCAAACGCAGCAGCAGCAGCAGCAGCAGCAUCCCUCGAGUGCACCGGUGACGGAGGAUAACAGCGAGACGGGCCAGACGGGCAUGGGCGCAUCGUACUCGGCACUGAGCACCGGCACGGAUCAUGGCGCACACUACACGCAGACCACGAUCUAUCACGGAGGUUCCGGCCAUCAGGCACAGCAGGAACAGCAGCAGCAUCAGCAGCAGCAGCAGCAGCAACAGCAGCACCAGCAGCAGCAGCAACAACACCAAGCUCUUCUUCAGCAGCACCAUGACCAACUCCAGCAGUAUCACCAGCAACAGCAGCAACAGCAACAACUACAGCAGCAGCAGCAGCAGCAGCAACAGCAACAACAGUACGGUAGUCAAGAUGCCACUACCUUCUUCAACCAGCAGCUCAUCCAUUACGGCCAACAAGCAAAGUACGGUCCAUCCACCUUCCCGAGCCAAUCGUCGCAGGGUGCCGACUACGCUACGGCUCCACAGUCCACCGGUCAGGACGGUAGCAGCCAGCAGCAGUACGGUCAGUACGGUGGAUCGGACCAUUACGGUUCCGGCUCAAACCACCAGGAGGUGAUGGUUUCACCUCCGUCCGGAUCUGCCGCUUCCGGAUACGGCCAACAGCAACAGCAGCAGCAGGCAACUUACGCCCUGACGGCUCCAUCCAACCCGGGCGGUAGCUUCCAGCUCGAGUCUCAGCCCCAGCCGUUCCAGCUGCUACAGUUUGCACCGUUCCAGUACCAGACGCCGACCGGUUUCUCGCUGCCAACGGCUCGAUAAAGUGAGGGAUCAUGAUCAUCGUUCCCAUCAUCGUGAGACUGACACCCUUCAAAAGCAAAGCCAAAGAGACACCCUUCUGUAGCCUGCGCGCACAUCCAUGGCUAGAAUCGGAGUUCGCCCGGACCGAUGCCGUUUGGAGGAUUCGUUAACUUAUGUAGCCCACCGUGCGCAGGGCUUGGGCGCAGUGAAUGGUUUGUUUUGUUGUUGUUUUUUUUUUAUAAUGAUUCUUGUGUACUUUUUGUGUUUAGCAUUAUGAAAACGUUUUGUUUCUGUUUUUUUUAUUUGCCAAUUUUAAUGCCCGGUCAACAACCGGUGGCUGGGAGGUGAUCGUACGGGAAGGGGCGUACUUGAGACGACCCACGGAUGGGCUGUUUUUGUGAAACAGUCUGCAUCCGUGAUUCGAUUGUAGAGAGUCGCUUUCGCCCCCAUUUCGAUCCUCCUGUACACCGUUGCAGACACACACACACACAUACACAUACGCCUGGCGAUCGCAUGAUAAAAAGAUCGCAGAAAAUCGAAAUUUUAUAAAUGGAGGUGCAUCGCUUCGAUGUGACCUUUGUUUGCUAGAGGCUAAGAUGGCUGCUAAGUAGUAGGAUCAAAAUGUUAACAGACUCCUUUUCCGAUGGCUGGCAGAUAACAGACGCGCAGCGUGCUUGUAAUGAGUACUGUUCUCGUCCGCAAGCACGAGCUGGUCGGUCUCGCUCAGGAGUGUCGGAAAGGGAAUUUUAACGUUGGACUUUUACCGUAUUAUUGUACAUAUUAUUCUUCCUUCUG